Molecule: messenger RNA, 1377 nt
Organism: Pyricularia pennisetigena
Lineage: Eukaryota; Fungi; Ascomycota; Sordariomycetes; Magnaporthales; Pyriculariaceae
Exons: 1
Coding region: 1-1377 (458 amino acids)
Biological process (GO): secondary metabolite biosynthetic process
Molecular function (GO): FAD binding
Source: RefSeq, a predicted model, not a curated record
AUGAACGGCACGGCCACAGACCCCAGAGGCAUCCAUGUCGCCAUCGUAGGCGGUGGGAUCGCGGGCGUGAGUCUGGCGCUGGGCCUGCACAAGCGGGGCGUGUCGUUCACGCUGUACGAACGCGCGCCGGAGAUCCGCGAGAUCGGGGCGGGAAUCGGCCUGUCGCCCAACGCGGAGCGCGCCAUGGAGAUGCUGGACCGCACGACGGUGCUCGACGCCUACAAGCGCAUCGCCACGCCGAACGGGGUCGACGAGUUCCAGUGGAUCGACGGCUUCCGCACCGACGAGCUCAUCUACACGCUCUACAUGGGCAAGGACGGGUUCCAGGGCUGUCGGCGAUCGGACCUGGUCGACGAGUGGAUAAAAGGCGUGCCGGCCGACCGCAUCAGCCUCGGAAAGGAGGCCAAGUCCAUCAGGCAGCUGGGCGAGGGCGGCAGCGACGCGGCAGAUGAUGGGGGCCAACGGGGUGGGAAAGCAGUCGAGAUCACCUUCAAGGACGGCACCACGGCCACGGCCGACGUGGUGGUGGGCUGCGACGGCAUCUGGUCCCGGGUGCGCGAGCUGCUGCUGGGACCCGACCACCCUGCCUCGCAGGCGGGAUACAGCGGCAAGUACUGCUUCCGCACGCUGGUGCCCUACGACAAGGCGCUCGAGGUGCUGGGCCACGACCGCGUGCACACGCGCUACAUGUACAACGGGCCAGGCGCGCACUGCAUCACGUACCCGGUGGGGUUGGGCGACAACCUGGUGCUCAACGUGAUGGUGGCGCUGUCGGACCCGAACCCCUGGCCGCUGCACGAGACGGGAGGCAAGCACACGGCGCCGGGGACGAGGGAGGAGGCGGAGCGCGCCACCAAGGACUUCCACCCUACCUUUCGCAAGGUCAUCAGUCUCCUGCCCGAAAAGGUGGAGAAGUGGGCCAUCUUCGAUUCGAUGGAGAACCCAGCCCCGACCUUCUCCAAGGGUCAGGUCUGCCUCGCCGGCGACGCAGCCCACGCGACCGGGCCGCACCUGGGAGCGGGGGCCGGGGUGGGCAUCGAGGACGCGCUGCUGCUGUCGACGCUGCUGGAGCGCAUCGACCAGGCCGUCAAGAACAGCGGCGCCGAGGAAAAGAAGCGCGACAUGAUCUCGCGCGCCCUCGACAUCUACGACGGCCUGCGGCGCGAGAGGACCCAGUGGCUCGUCGUGGCCACCCGCGAGGCCGUCGACAUGUUCCAGUGGAAGCAGGGCGAGGCUGUGGGCAGAGACGGUGAGGCGUUUGGGCGCGAGAUCGGCAAGCGUUUCCAUCGGGUGUGGGACUACGAUCUGGAUGGCAUGUGCAAGGAGGGACUCGAAAAGCUUGCCAUCCCAUGCACGCAGGGUUGGGGCCAAAAAUAA